Molecule: messenger RNA, 1033 nt
Organism: Nilaparvata lugens (brown planthopper)
Lineage: Eukaryota; Metazoa; Arthropoda; Insecta; Hemiptera; Delphacidae
Product: mitochondrial 2-oxodicarboxylate carrier
Biological process (GO): transmembrane transport
Source: RefSeq, a predicted model, not a curated record
UCUAUCAAUGGCUGGCUUCUUUGCCGGAGUGACGGAGGCGAUUUUUGUGAAUCCGUUCGAAGUGGUGAAAGUAACGAUGCAAACCAAUCACCAGAAAGCUGUCAUUGCUCCGAGCACCUUCCAAGUUUGCAAGCAAAUUGUCAACACCGAUGGACUUGGAGGACGAGGUUUGUACAGAGGUUUAACGGCUACUGUACUGAGAAAUGGCGUGUUCAAUUCGGUCUACUUCGGAUUUUUCUACACAAUACAAUACUUGCCAAAACUUGAGGAUCCAGUCCACGAGUUUAUGAGGAGAGUCUCUCUAGGAUUCACGGCUGGCGUUUUUGGGUCGUUGGCCAAUAUACCUUUCGAUGUUGCCAAGAGUCGAAUUCAGGGUCCUCAGCCUGCUAAAGGAGAAAUCAAGUACAAAUCCUGCUUCAAAACUAUGCACAUCAUCUACACGGAAGAAGGGUUCCGAGCGCUUUACAAAGGUUUAGUACCAAAGGUAAUGAGACUGGGGCCUGGUGGAGCCAUACUUCUCAUUUGCUACGAACAGGUGAAAGAGUUCCUCACUGAAAAACUCGAAUGAAAAAUUAGUAACUAACUAAUAAGUAGAAUAAUUUAAGUGUUGUUAUAUAUUCGUAUAAUUUGUAUAAUGUUAAUGACUGUUGAAAGAUUAGAAUAACUUGUACCUGAAAGCCAUAAAAACGCCAAAUUUUAUUGACUACAGUAUUGAAAGUUUUUCCUAAAAUUGUUCACCAAAAAUGAGCUUAUAAACAAAUCUAGUAUUUUAAAUCUUGAACAAAUUCUCAACAGUUGAUGAGUUCGUAGUGUUUAAUUCUACAGGUGAUGGAUAUAUUUAUAAUUAGCUAAUUCACCACACUUCUAAGACUGAUUGUAAUGAAAUAUUAUGUUGAUUGAAAAGUAUUUUAUUAUUCGAAAAAACUGUGAAUCGAAAAUUGUGCCUUAUAAAAGAAUAUUGUACAAGUAAACAGCACAAAUUUUUGUAGACUGUUGUGAUACAUACUAUUUUAAAUAAACAUGUUUCAAGAAA